This is a messenger RNA of Marmota flaviventris (yellow-bellied marmot), 2134 nucleotides long. RefSeq names its product hydrogen voltage gated channel 1 (gene Hvcn1). Gene Ontology annotation, biological process: proton transmembrane transport. Lineage: Eukaryota; Metazoa; Chordata; Mammalia; Rodentia; Sciuridae. Gene Ontology annotation, cellular component: plasma membrane. The record is from RefSeq and is a predicted model, not a curated record. Gene Ontology annotation, molecular function: voltage-gated proton channel activity.
CCUACCUGUCAACAUGCCUCUCAGGGGCUCCAGGAGUGCCCACUGCCCUGUCUUAUGCCAGCUGCUGGUGUGUGACACAGUGGGACUUGAGGCCAGCUUCUCUCCUCUCCGCGCCUGUUUUCCCCCCAUAGGCUGUUCCCGUCACUCUACCUGUUUCUACUGGUCAUCAGAGGCGUCGAGUGAGAGCAGGGGGGUGGCCUGCAAGCUGGGCACAGAGGGAGCCCCUGCUGCCGGUACCAGCUGCAGAGAUGCGCUGCAUCUGCACAGCGGUUUGGUGGCCUCUGGAGAAGCUUGAUUCCUCCUUGGGGACCAGGUGGGAGGUGGCCUGGGAGGAUGAAAGGACAGAGCAUGUGGUCCAUAGACAGACUCUGUGUUAGUGUCCUACGAUAGCUGUCCCCGCGUGGCACAGGCUCAGGACCGAGCACAACAGGAAUUCCCUCUGAUUUGGUUCUGGAGGCCAGAAGUUCAGAAUCGUGUCGGCAGGAUCUCCUAUAGGCUCUGGGGGAGGAUCUGUCCCAGGCCUCUCUCUAGCAUGGGUGGGGCCGACAGUCCUGGGUGUCACUGGCUUGUGGAGGCAUCACCCCCGUCUCCUCCAUGUUCACGUCCUCGCCUCUCCUCCUAGGGACACUGGUCACUGGAUUUAGAUAGGCCCCUCCCUCACUCCAGGACGAGUGUAUCAAGAUCUUUAAUUAUACAGGUCGUCCCCCGCAGGGCCACACGCAGGACUCCUGCCGAGAGGAUGAGCAAGUUCCUGAGGCAUUUCACCGUGGUCGGGGACGACUACCACACCUGGAACAUCAACUACAAGAAAUGGGAGAACGAGGAGGAGGAGGAGGAGGAGGAGGAGCCGCCAGCCGUGCCAGCCUCAGGCGAGGAGGGUGGCGCGGGGGAUGCCGAGGCUGCGCCCAGGUCGGCACCCAAGCCUACCCGCGACUUCAGGAGCAUAUUGAGGAAGCUCUUCAGCUCCCACAGAUUUCAGGUCGUCAUCAUCUGCCUGGUCAUUCUGGACGCUCUCCUGGUGCUCGCUGAGCUCAUUCUGGACCUGAAGAUCAUCCAGCUUGUCAAGAACAACUAUGCGCCCCAGGUGUUCCACUACAUGAGCAUCGCCAUCUUGAUCUUCUUUAUGAUGGAGAUUUUCUUUAAAAUCUUCGUCUUCCGCCUGGAAUUCUUUCACCACAAGUUUGAGAUCCUGGAUGCUGUCGUGGUGGUGGUCUCCUUCAUCCUCGACAUAGUCCUCCUGUUCUGGGAGCAUGAGUUUGAGGCUCUAGGCCUGCUGAUCCUGCUCAGGCUAUGGCGGGUGGCCCGGAUCAUCAAUGGGAUAAUCAUCUCGGUCAAGACACGUUCAGAACGGCAGCUCUUAAGGUUAAAACAGAUGAAUAUUCAGCUGGUCGCCAAAAUCCAACACCUUGAAUUUAGCUGCUCUGAGAAGGAACAAGAAAUUGAAAGACUCAACAAGCUCCUGAGGCAGCACGGGCUUCUCAGCGAGGUGAAUUAGAUUCCCCCAGCCCGGCCCCAGAGAGGACCCUGCCUCCCUGGGCUGGCCCGUGCCCAAGAGUGACCACCUUGCCUGGUCACGUGGUGAGGGGCUUGGGUCAGUGCCUCGCCCAUGGGUCCCACCGGGGCUGUGUUGGAAGCAACCACCGGAGGCCGUUCUUCCUCGGUAUGACCCAAGAGCUGCCACCCUGCCACGCACAGCAGCCAGAUCAGACUGUUUCCUCAUGUUGGACACUGCACUCUUGGCUUAAAUAUGACACGUUGGAUGAUGACUAGUUGUAUAUAAAAUUUAAUCUCAUCUAAUGUACAGUUUUCAAAUUUCACAUGAUUAUGCUGGGACCGGCAUGUCCUUUCACUCUGAAAGAAAAAGAAAAGCAGCCGCCUUAGCCUCCAGCCCAUCCUAGAAAGGUCCUUUUUAUUCCCACGCUGUUCUAGAGUCUUCUGCUGUCACCACGGGGAUGUCAUUCCAGGUACCCAGGACCCUCCUCUGCGGUAUCCAGCGUUCUGCCACCUGACAGCACGGUUCUCAAUGACCUACAAUUAACGUAUAGAAUAACCUCUCCCCUGAGCCGCCUCCCUGCCCUGCCCGCCCCGGGGCCUCCCACGCAGCCCACCAGCUGGAGAGCCAGCUCCGGCAGGG